CUGGCAGCACUGCUUAGCUGCACUGGUGGGUGGCACUGGUGGGCAGCACUGGUGGGUGGCACUGGUGGGCACAGGUGGGUGGGCACAGGUGGGUGGCACUGCUGGGCACAGGUAGGUGGCACGUCUGGGCACAGGUGUGUGACACUGCAGAGUGGCACAGGUGGGUGCACUGCUGGGCACAGGUGGGUGCACUGCUGGGCACAGGUGGGCGGAGUUAGUGGGUGCACUGCUGGGCACAGGUGGGCGGAACUUGCGGGUGGCACUGCUGGGCACUGAU
Molecule: messenger RNA, 277 nt
Organism: Staurois parvus
Lineage: Eukaryota; Metazoa; Chordata; Amphibia; Anura; Ranidae
Source: the annotation of a GenBank genome assembly